Messenger RNA from Ectocarpus sp. CCAP 1310/34, 1114 nucleotides. NCBI's taxonomy places the organism in Eukaryota, Phaeophyceae, Ectocarpales, Ectocarpaceae. The record is from the annotation of a GenBank genome assembly.
CCGCGGACGGGUCUGUAAGGUUGGUAACGGGGACUUGAAAGCAGUGGUUUUCCCGUUUCCACCGCGUCCCCUGAACCCUUGCCACCAUGCAAUGACUGCCGCCGAUAAAGGCGAAGAGAGCGCCCCCCGCGGCGCUCGAACGCGUCGCCUCCCUCUCUCCUUCAAGGUGGACGACACUGGAGACCGCUGCUCUGCUGCCGCCGUGGAUGUGUGUGUGUGUGUUGAGUUCGUUCCGGGAUAAGCGGCGAAUCCAAAGGCAAUCAGAGGCGUGUCGAGCCACCACCACGAGCGCGAAACUCUCCAGGCUUUCCCGCCGGCGUCAGAGGUUUGGCUGAGGUGGAGGAUUGUCCUCUCUCGCUCCUUUGGGUGCUGUUGCGCCUUUGAGUGUUGGCGGUGGGUGGUUCGCUGCUGACAACACAGGCGUUGCUGGGGGCCCCGUAUGGCUGCUUUCUUCGUUUUUUCCGACCAAAAAACUCCCCAUCUGCGCGCCCCCAAAACACGCUUAGCCAUAGGGUUUGACAGAAACCUUGCAAUAGCUCCCGCUGUAGUGCUGAUCCGAAUUUUUACCAGGGUGUUUUCGGCACCUAACACCCCAAUAAGCACACCCUCCGAGUAUCGUGCGAUUCGAGCAACUCUACGAGGUAGUAACUUUGGCGUGAAGCUCCGUGCGGGGGUGUGGUAUCUUCCGUUGUCGGGUGCACCGCUCCAUCUUGGUCCGCUGGAGAGAACGUCCUGAACGCCGUCCGUGGGCCAGAAGCUGGAUCUCUUGGCUGCAGGUGGGUGGGAGACAUGGAGGCAGUACUAGGGGAGUAGGUGUCAGAGUGAUUUCAACGCCAGGGGCUUCCAGGGUCGUGGAUUUGUGCUGUUCGGUGGCGUCCGCACCCUUCAUGUGUCCGCGCGCAACAGCACCCUGACACCCUCGCUGCUGCUGUUGUAUGGGUCGCAACUUUGGGCCGGGCACCCCGAGUGCUGAUAUGUGACAAGCACGAGAGUUAUUCCUAUCCAACAUGCUCACAGCAGAACUUUGUGCGCCAACAACGCCGAUCAAAGUAGCAUGAAUUUUUUGAAUUUGAAUUAUUUUCAACGGUCGUUGGUACGCUGCUGGCACCUGUGU